AUGGAUUAAGAUGAAUGUUGGGGCAGUUUACAAUAAAUUAUUUAGGAGGAUGAAAAGUAUAUUGUAAAUUCUAAUAAUAGUUAAAAUAAUGUUCGAUAAGGUGAUAUCAUAUAUUUAAAAUCAUAUUUACCAGAUGAUAACAAAGGUCUAAUUUGUGGUGAAGGAUUUGGAACAAAUAAGUUGGAAUGUCUUCUUCUUUAAAAAUAUUCAAAUGAGUAUUUUGGGAAUAAAUAAACUGAAUAACCGACACUAAUCAAGAAAACGGAAGAUUUGUGUAAUAAACAAGCUGAAUGGAAUAUUUUUAAGUGCUUAUUUAGAAUUCUUGAUAGCAAUCGAUCUAUUUAUGAAUAAGCAAAGAAAGAAGUUACUACUGAGGAUUAAAAAGGAAAUGAAGAAUCCAAUGAAAGUGAAACUAAUAUUAUUUAUGGUUAAGAAAUUUAGCUAUUACAUCUUUAUUCAAAAUGUUUCUUAACACUUAACAGUUAAGCCUUAGCAAAAGAAAAUUGUUGUAGAGAACUUAAAUUAGAAUAAAAUAUUACAUCUAAUUCUAACUUUAUGCUUUAAUCUAAUACUAAAAGUUAAGGAGAACCAGUAUUAUAUGGAGAUAUUCUAUUUUUAAAGAGCAAUGUUGCUCACUUAAAUUAAUGGGGAUUAGGAAUUUAAUAAACAAGUCCUUUCUCUGAAGUUCAUGCUUCAUAAAUUGCUUCAACACUUAGAAUUUGUAAAUAUCCAGAAAACGAUAAUGACAAUUUUAUUAUGAAUGGAGAUAUUAUAGUUUUUAAAAAUAGACUUUUUGGAGGAUAUCUAAGUAUUAAAAGAUCAUUUUCAUCAACUAAAUUAUUAUAAAAAAGAUAAAUAUUUAAAAAAAAUCAACCGAUAAUAUAAGAAUACUUCAAUCUUAUUGAAAUUAAAAAAUAAUAAAGUUUAGAUUAAAUGUUUCAUAUUACAUUAGAAAGCAAUUUAUAGGUAAAUUCUCUUUGGCAAUUGAUAAGUAUUACAAGUUAAUCUUAUAAAUAAUAAAAUAAUAAAAAAGAUCGAAAUAGAGUUUAAAAAAGUUAUAUUAUUAAAAAUGUUUUAACAGGAACAUUCUUGUAUCUAGAAAAUGAAGAAUUACAUGUUGCAUAUGAUUAUUUACAACCUAAAUUUGAAUUUUAAAUAAAGAACUUAUAAAAAGCAGAAUAAUAGAUAAAUUUAGGAGAGUUUUACAGAAUUUUCAGAAUUUAAGAAAAUUAAUAACUUUCUUAAUUUUAAACUUAUACUAUUUAAUGUGUAAAUAAUAAUGAAAUAAAUAUAAAUACAAAUUGUUUAAAAACUCAAUAUGAUUAAAUACUUUUUAAAGUGGCUAGAGGUCCUUAUCAAAUUGCUAUGGCUGCUAAUAAAAUUUAAUCUUUUUAUUUUGGAAUAGUUGAAUUUUAUAUAUUUUUAUAGGAUUGGGCUUUAGAUAAAGAAUUAAAAUAUUCAUAUAAUAUUGCAUUUUAUAAUUAAAAAUAAUUAUAAGAUGAAAUCAAUUAGUUUUAAAAACUUUUAAAUAAUAUUAAUUUAUUUUUAAAUUAAGAUAAUUCAAUUUAAGAGACAAAAUAAAACUAAUUAAAUUUAUGUUAAUAUGAUAUUUUAGAUUUGCUUAUAAAAUUGCAAUAAUUAAUUAAUUUAAUUUCUAAUUAAGAAAUUAAAUUAGAAUCAAGUUUUAGCGAUAAAACAGCCUAAAGAAUUGCAAGAUAAAAAUUUGAACCUGUUGCUUCGAUUAAAAAGAAAAAACAAUUUUAUUUAGUAGAAGAAAUCUAUUAAACUAUAUAUUAAAUAAUUUUUGAUAAUGUUGGCUGUUGUAAUUAUGUUAUUUAAGAGGAUUCCAUAAUUGACUUUCUAUUUAGUCAAUUAAAUUAUAAUAGAGAGAAAAUAGAAAAAUUGUUUAAAUAAAUAGUUUCAAAAGCUAAAUACAAUCCUGUAAUAGCCAAAAAAUGGAUGAAUAGAAUUUCUAUAAUAACAGAGAAGAAUUUAGAGGAUUAAAUUUUCAUUAUAACAAUCAUUAAUUUAUUUAUAUUAUCAUCAUCUCAUAUAAGUGUAGAAGGUUAAAAUUUAUGUAGAAAGGCAUUGUUUAAAAAUAACAAAUGCAAAUUAUUAAAAUGUCUAAUAAUAGAAUAAUUACCUAUUUUAGAAAUAGAAACUGAAGUUAAAGAUUUUGCUAAAAAUAAUAGAAAAUUUUGUAACAAUCAUCAUUUAUAUUAUUCUCAUUUAGUAGAAAAUCAAAUAUCUUUUGAAUAUUUUGUUAAACAUGAUUAAGAAAGAAAUUAUCAUAAUUAUGAAUAAUACUUGCUUAAUAUUUUGAAUUUAUAUGCAAUUAUGUGUAGAGGUAGAAAUUUUAAAAAUAUGAAUUUAAUAAAAAAUUAAGUUGGUAUUAAUGAAAAUUUUUUAGAUAAAAUAUUAAAAUCCAAACAUAGUUUAUCAUGUAAAUAAGUUGUUAUAGAAUUAUUUUCAUCAUUAUAUUUUGAUAUAGAUCCUUUGACUAAAGUUUCAGUUUUUGAAAAUACUUGUUAUUUAAGAUAAGCAUUAGGAGAUUUUGAUAAAGAAUUAGAAUCUGGUAGAUAUUUUUAUGAAAAUAUUUCAUCAAAUAAUCUUAAAUAAACAGAACCAUAUUUAAAUUAUUAAUAAGAAACUAUAAGAACUUAAGAAAAUAUGAGAGAACUUUUAUAUCUAAAGUCUUUUUCAUCUCAUAUUAUAACUAGUCAAAAAUAUCAUGAUAUUUUUAUAAAUUUAUUCUUGUAAUAAGAAUAUCCAUAAAUAUUAAUUGAAGAUUCAAAUAAUUCAUUUAAUUAUACAUAAAUUUCUAAAAUGUAAUUGAAAUUUUUUUUUAGUUUGAUUCGUAUAAUAAAAAAUUCAAUUGAUUUAGGAUACAAUACAUUAAAUAGAAAUAGAGAAAUAUAAUAAAUAUUACCGAAUAUUUUUUUUAUAUUGCUUAUUCAAUAAAAUAAUAAUUUUAAGACUUUCGAAUUUUAAGAAGAGAAAACUUUUGUUUUAAAUUUGAAAAAUAUGUAAUAAACAAAAAGUAAAUUAAUAUCUUCAUAAUUUAAUAAAUUUAAUCUCAACUUUAAUUAAUCGUGGAUUGCAGAUUUUUUGUUAUGGUCUACAUCUAUUUGUAAUGAUUCAGAUUUAAUAGAAUAGAUAUUUUAAGAAUCCUUAAGCAUAUAUAAAGUAUUAUUUUACUUAUAAGCCAAUUUAUAAGUCUUAUAAUACCUAACUUCGAAAGAAAGUUCAAUGAAUGAUUUAUUUACAAAUCAUAAUACAAUUUUAUUUAAUUGCUUAUUUGGAGCAACAAAAUUUCCAUAUCUCAAUAGCGAAAUUUUGUAAUAUUUAAUUUUAAGUUUUAAUAAUUAAUAGUAUGAUCUUAAAGAAAUUAAAGAAGUGGAAAUACUUGAUGAUGAAAUAGAACGUAAAUAUUUUGGAAUUGUUAAUGGAUAUUACGAAACCUAAACUGAUUAGGGACCUAAGGAAAUAAAAUAAUAUGUUAAAAGAGCAGUCAAGUAUGUACAAAUUAAUUAAUAAAGCAAUAAGAAAUUAAAUGAAUUUGAAAAAUCUUUCUAACAAAUAUCUCAAUAUGUUUAGAAGGUAAAUUCAUUAUUUGAAAGCAUUAAAAGUUACAAUCAAUCUUAUAAUAAAUCUUUAUAAAAUAUGAUUAGAAAUGCAGGAAUCCAUUUAAUUUUUAUUGAAUUCAUUUUGAAUUCAGAUCAUAUUAUAGAAAAUGAACACGUUGUGUUUUUUUAUAGAAAUCUUUUAAAAUUUUGGGAAAAUUUUAUUAGAGAUAAUCAAACCAAUUUAUAAAUUUUGUUACCUAAAUUAGAUUCUCUUUUAAAAAUAAUAUUAAUGCCUUAACCUUAAGGUGAUAAUUUUUUUUAUAAAUCUCUAUCUAUCUCUAAAUUAGAACUUUACAGUGAUUCUUGUCCAAUAAUAGAUAUAAUUAUAAAUAUUUCUAAGUUAUUGAAUUUAAAUGAAAAUUUAAUUCAUAUGAGAGCUGGAAGAUAAUAUUUAAAAAUUUUAAAAGGAUUUACAAAAACAUCUAAAAAACCUAGAUUAAAUCAAUUAAGUAAUUAAAAAUAAAUUUUACAUUUAAUUCUUCAAAACUUUCGAAAUCUCAUAGAUCCCAUGUAAUAUUUUGAAGAAAAGAAUUAAAAAGAUAAAAAAAUACAAAAUGGUGCUCCUCGAUAUUAUUAACUCAAACUUCAUUCAAGUGCCUUAAAUCUGAUAUCAGAAGCAUGUGAAAACUAUUAUAUAGGUAUAUCUGAAACUUAAAGAAUUUUAUAGUUUGAAUAAUUAACAACAGUAUUAUAAAAUGAACCUUAUAUUGUAAAAACUGCUUAUUUAAAGAGUAUCUUUUAAUUAUACAUUAAUUUAGUGAAAUAAAAUAAUCUUAUUGGAGAUCUUAUUGAUAAUUUUUAACUUAAAGAAUUAAUAAAUUCAGUAAUUAUCCCAGAUUUAUAACUAAUGUAGAAAUAUUAAAAAAAUCAUAAUCUAGGAAAUUAAAUAAUACUUAACAAUAAAGAGUAUUGGAAAUACAUUAUAUAUGUUUUUGAAUUUCUUAUUUGUGUUAUUGAUGAAUUUAGAAUUUUGGAAAGGUAGAACGAAUGCAACUUAGUUGAAGAAUAUAAAUAGAUAAUAGAAAUGAUUAGAGCAGUAUUACUUAAUAAUUCUGUUCCUUUGAUAUAAGAGAAAAGAGAAUUCAUAUAAUAAAUAUCUGAAAUAAUUGAAUUAUUUAUUGUAAAUCAAUAUGAUUUCAAUCUCUAAAAUAGAUUAUAAAUUUAUUGCAUUAGAUAACACAUAAUACUUUAAGAUUUAAUAGAUCAUGUAGAAUAAUUGAAUUAGAAAGACAGAUUAUCAAAAUUAAAAGAGAUUUGUAAUUAAAAUAAUAAAAUAUACAUCACAUAAGAAGAUUUUCCUACUUUAAAAUUUCAAAAAAUUUCUUAAGUUUCAAAAGGUGAGAAUUGGACUUAUUUUAAAAAGGCACUUAGUUCAUAAAAUGAAUUUAAUGAUUAAACUACUUAGGCUUAAGAAAGGUUAAAAGAGGAAUUAAAUUUAUAAGAAUUAAAAGAAUAGUUUGAAGAGAAAAAAAAAGAUUAUAUUAGAAAAAUCUUUUUAUAAAAAGGUUGUUGUGGAAAAAUUCUGAAUCCUUUGUCAGAAGAUGUACAAAUUUUAUUCUUUUUACAUGAACUUUAACUAUAGUCAGAAAAUUUUCUUAAAGAAGAAAAAUUUAAAGAAUUUUUAAUGAAUUGCAAAUAAAUAUUUUCAAAGCAUCCUAGUUAUUUAAUUAAAUUCUGCAAAAUAUUUUUGGAGAUGAACAAACCAAAUAAAAAAAAUGAAAAUGAUGAAAUUGAAGAUGAUGAUCUUGAAGAAGACAAAAAUUCAAGAAUUACUGAAAAACAUAACAAUAACACUAUUGAAUAAUUUGGAAUAUACUAAAAUAUUAUAUCUGAAUGUGAUAUUCAUGUAAUAGCAAUUGAAUAAUUAAAUAGUUAAAUAGCAAGUGAAUAAUUUGAUUCUUUAGGUUUGUUACAUCAUUUAUUAGAUUUUGGUAAUAUAGAAGUUUAAUAAAGAUUUUCAAAUCUUUUAUAAAAUCAAAAAAAACAUAAAAAAAUAUUUGUUCAAUUUUUUAAAGAUUUUUAUAGUGUUGAUGUAGGAAUAAAAUUAGAUGAAUUAAGUCCAUCAGAUAAUAAAAAUUAUAUAAAAAUAUGUAUCAAAGUUUUACAAGUUUUGUAAGGAUUAUGUGAGAACGUAAAUAUAGAAUUUUAAAGAUUUUUAAGAAUUUAAAAAUAAUAAGAUUCCAUAACUAAUAAUUUUAAUUUUGUUUUAGAAACAACAACUUUAUUAGUAAAUUUUUUAUCUGAUAAAUCUGUUGAUAAUUCAAAGAAAUGGGAAUUAUAUUAUUAAGGUUUAUUAAGUUUAAUUGAAUUUUCUACUGGACUUAAUGAAAAUAAAAAAGAAAUAACAAAGAAUCCUCGUUUAUUCUUAAGGUUUAAUGAGUUAUUUAAUAAUGAAGAUUUAGAUAUAGCUUUAAUUCCUUAAUCUAAAAAAGUAUAAAAUAAAUACUUUUAAUUAUUGUAAACCUUAUAUACUUACAUAAAAUUAUUAAUAUCUUUAUUAGAAGGUAAUGUAAAUGAAAAUAAAUAGGUGUAUAAAUUUUUAUUAGAAAAUUUAAACAAUGAAUUUUUGAUGUCUUUGGCUAAAAAGAUUUAUAAUUCUAGAAUAUUUCCUAAAAAAGCAUUUAUAUGUGUUGAUAAAUAUUGUAGAGCUCCAUGUUAACAAAAGUAAUGUAAUAAAAGUUUUUGCAUUAAUGGAUAUGAAACUAAAGAAGAUUCAUUAUUAAUUGAGACUGGUUUAAACAUUUUUAUUAUUGGUCUAAAAUUAUCUAAUUAUAGUAAUCAUGAAAAGUUUAAAAUAUUUUAAAUUGAAAAUAUUCCAAUAGAAGAAGACUUAAUUUUAGAAGAUUAAUUAUCUUAUGACUAAACUUAAAAAAACAUUGUAGAAAAAACUUUUUCAAUAAGUCAACAGCCUGAAUUUUAUCACAAAAUUCAUGAAAGUAAUUUAAAUAAUGAUUUAUUUGAUGAAGUUAAUUAAGAUAAAUAAGCCUAAUUAGUAUAAGUAUCAAGGAAUGAUGAAUGUUUUUAAUUUUAUAGAGAAUUUAUAGGUAGAAUAGAGGUUGUUAAUUAAUUUGGUUAAAUUGAAAGAAUAUUAUUUUAAAAACCUUUUGUUUGUAAAUAUAUAACUUAAAAUAUAAAAUAACAUUUGAUUUAUGAAACAAAUAGAGAAUCAGAUGAAGAUAGAAUUAGUAGUUUUUUAGAGAAUAUAAAUUUUUAUCAUGCAUAAAUGAUUCAUUAUUAAAAUGUUAGUACAAUUCCUAUCAUGCAUUUUGGUUAAAAGCAUUGGAGAACCUUAAAAGAUAUUUCUUAUAUUUUAUGCGUGUUUAUUAUUUUAUUUUUUAUUUUAAUACCUGAUGACAUAGCAGAUGGAAAUAUAGUAGAUAAUGGAGAUGGAGAUGUAGAUGGAGAUAAGGAAAUCAUUACUGAUUCAAAUAAAGUAUAAUUAGUAUUGUAUUUAAAUAAUGUAAAUUCAUAUUUAUUAAAUAGAUUAUAACAUUAAUUCAAUUAAUAUUGAAUCUCAUCAUUAUAAUCUUUUGUGCUAUUGAAAGAUACCCUAUAGCUGUUAAUUUUAGAAGAGGAGCCACUAAUGUUUAACAUAUUUAAAAUCUUAAAACUGAGGCAGGAUUUAAGAUACCAGAAUACAAAAAAAAAUACUAUGAAUUUGUUGGAUAUAUGGAAAAUAAUUUUGAAUAAUAAUAAGUUUAAAAAAAUCCAUUAAGAAAAAUUAUUUUAUUACUUUUAAUUGAUUUCGAUAAUUUUUAUAAUGUAAUCAAAUAAUAUUUAAUUUAUAGAUAAUUAUAUUUGGAAUAACAGCAAUUGCAUUUUUUAAUAAUUAUAUUUAUGCAAUAUUAUUAUUAGACAUAGUGAAAAGAUCAGAAGUUUUGUAAAAUAUUAUUAAAGCUUUUACUGAAAAUACAAAAAAUUUACUAAUUUUUGGACUUUUAGGUUUAAUAGGGUUGGUUUUGUAUGGUUUUUUAAUAAAAAUAUCAUUUAGUGGUGAUUUUAAGGAUGAAACAAAAUUUGCUUCAGAUUCUUUGGGUUAUUCUAUUGCUCAUGUUAUUAAUUUUGGUUUAAGAAGUGGUGGUGGAAUAGGUGAUGUAUUAUCUGAUUAUGCUAAUCCCUUUGAAGAACCAGCUUUAUAUUGGAAGAGAUAUUUCUUUGAUCUAACAUUCUUUAUCAUUUUUAAUAUUUUGUUUUUAUAAAUGAUUUUUGGUAUCAUUGUUGAUAAGUUUGGAGAAUUACGUGAUGAAAGAUAAGAAUUAUUAAAAGAUAUCUAAGGAAAAUGUUUUGUUUGUAGUCUUGUAAGAAAUGAAAUCGAUUCUAAGUAAUUAUUUAUUUUAUUAAAUUAGAACUAAAAGUGGAUGGUUCUAACAUAUUUUUUUAGAACAUAACAUCUAUCAUAUGUUAUACUUUUUAAUUUAUAUUAAAAAAAAAUCAAUCACAGAGUGUAACUAAUUAGAAAAAUACAUCAAAGAUUUAAUGCUCAAUAAGUCUUCUGAUUUCAUCCCAGUUAGAAUGACAUAUGAAUUGCAAAGUUAAUAAAAUUAAUAACAGCAAUGA
Messenger RNA from Paramecium sonneborni, 8183 nucleotides. Lineage: Eukaryota; Ciliophora; Oligohymenophorea; Peniculida; Parameciidae. The record is from the annotation of a GenBank genome assembly.